AUGCGGGACAAAUAUGACAUGGGCCUCGCAGCUGCCUUCCACUCCCCAAACAUGUCCUUUAGCGUGGCCUCGGGCUACACCGAUGGAGGCCUUGGCCUUGGGCACAAGACGCGCCCUGCACAGCCAGACGACUUGUAUGUCUGGGGGUCCACGACAAAGAUGAUCACUGCGCCAGCUGUACUACAGCUGUUCGAGAGAGGCCUGGUGAAGCUGACGGACCCCAUCAGCCUCCACAUUGACCCGAUCCUUCUGCAUCUGAACGGCACACGCUUGGAGAGCCACUUCGGCACUGCGAUCCAUGCUGUGCAAAUCCAGCACCUGCUUCACAUGACCUCCGGCAUCCAAGACUAUGAUGGCGGUGCUUUUUCGGCUGCGCAGUUUGCCAAUCGAUCCAAGGCCUUCGGGCCGGUGGAGAUCGUGACCCGCUUCGUAAGCCCAACUCUGCAAUUUUCUCCAGGAGAGCAUCAGGCCUACUGCAGCACGAACUACAUUCUUUUGGGCCUUGUGCUUGCCACGCAUUAUCAUCGGGCUGGCAGCGACUGGAGCUGGCAGGACUACGAUCAAGCAAGCGUCGUGCCAGCCGCUCUGCAAAAAGCUUUCAAUCAUUCCCUGUUCGUGAUGCAGGGGCCCUGCAGCAAGUAUACGCCCGUACACGGCUUCAUGGGCUUCUACCCCAGUGCCCAGCUCCCGAAGCAGGAUGUGUGGGAUGUCAGCUGCCUGGGAGGCUGGACUGCAGGAAAUUAUGUUGGCUCUGUGGCCGACAUAGCCCGAUUUACCUACGAGCUGUACAACACGAAGGAACCUAAGAUCAUCUCAGCGAAGUCGCAGGCGCACUUGACAAACUUCACAGCCCCAGGCAUGAGCAGUUUCAAGUUUUAUGGUAUGGGAACCUUCAACUUGGACUGGAGCGUCGGCGCGGAUGCCUACGGCCACGUGGGCGACACCUACGGGUACCAGUCGCAGACCACCUACAUUCCUGGCUUCGACUUUGUGAUCUCAGUGGCCACGAAUGUGGAGACCGAGAAGCAGGCCCAGCCUGCUGACUUCACCUGCCACGCCUACCACCAGCUGAAGGCAGUGCUUACUGGAACCCGAGCUCCACAUUGCACCUUCGUGGCGACUCGACCCAUUUUUGUGAAGGUUUUUACUUGCUCACGUUUGGGUCGGGAGCUGUUCAAAUUCUGCCAUGGCUUUUGGGGCUUGGGCGCGGGGAGCCUGACGUUGUAUGAACUGCUGCAGAAUUCUUGA
Messenger RNA from Symbiodinium pilosum, 1248 nucleotides. Lineage: Eukaryota; Dinophyceae; Suessiales; Symbiodiniaceae. The record is from the annotation of a GenBank genome assembly.